AUGAGGAGAGGUAGACCUCCAGUUGGCCGAGAUCAUUCCGAAGAUAGAUUGGAGAGACUGGAAAGGUUAGUCGAAGGCUUGGUUCGUGAGCUGAGACAACCUAGGCCACAGGAUACUGGUACCACUUCCACGCAGGCCGAGCAGACGAAUGGCCGAUAUACAGCUUCACCUCCUCCAGUGCCGCAAGGGCCUCCACAGCAAGCUUUGUAUGGAAACGACACGAUAACCCUGAUCAGAGAGUUCAAGAAAAUGAAACCGCCGAGAUUCCAAGGAGGUAUAGAACCAAUAAAAAUCGAGGCAUGGGUUUUAGAAAUGGAGAAGUUGUUUGAAAUCUUCCCCAGUACAGACGCCCAGAAGUUGUUCUACAACAAACAUUUCCCCCUUAGCGUCCGAGAUCGAAAGACCACGGAGUUCCAGAAUCUGAUACAAGGGAACAAGAUAGUGGCAGAAUACGAUCGUGCCUUUACUGAAUUGGCGAGGUAUGCGCCUCACAUGAUUGAUGACGAAUACCAGAAGGUGAGAAAGUUCGAAAGUGGGUUGCGUGGACCGAUACAAGAUCGGGUCAACAUGCUCAAUAUGCCGACGUGCGCCGGAGUACUAGACAAGGCCAUCCUGGCUGAAGCUAACUUGAACCGAUACCAGGGUUCAGGUGAGAGUCAGAGGAAGAGACAGAAUUAUGAUAAUCGCCGUGUUCCAUUCAAUGCCAAGAAGAAGAUAAAUAUGGGCAGUUCUAACAACUCAAAUCAGGAAGGUAAUGUUAAGCCGACGUGUACGAGUUGUGGAAAGCUACAUUUUGGGGUCUGUCGUUAG
Camellia sinensis is the source of this 810-nucleotide messenger RNA. The record is from RefSeq and is a predicted model, not a curated record. NCBI's taxonomy places the organism in Eukaryota, Viridiplantae, Streptophyta, Magnoliopsida, Ericales, Theaceae.